[Torrubiella] hemipterigena is the source of this 381-nucleotide messenger RNA. The record is from the annotation of a GenBank genome assembly. NCBI's taxonomy places the organism in Eukaryota, Fungi, Ascomycota, Sordariomycetes, Hypocreales, Clavicipitaceae.
AUGCCUCGCAAAGUACCGGUGAAAGAGUUUUCAAGACAAUGUACCAUCUACAUGACAGUUGGGCUGGAUGAUUCCGGCCUCCAGGCGCGGUACCUGCGCAAAAGACGAGAAAAAACUGGGCAAGUGUCCGCUGUCAGCAGCCGGUACAGUCCCGCGGUACCCAAAGUACAGGUAUACAAGGCGGUCUUUACUCGUGACGCCCUGCCAGAAACGUACUGGCAGCGCCAGAAAUGCGGCGCAACUCACUGGGCCCAAGGUACCGAUAACACUGGCCUGUUAAGAGUCAUGCAAUCCGCUCCAGGUACCAAGUACUGGUCUUCGCCGCCUACGAAUGGCGCAAAGCGCGACUGGAGGCGGUAUACUCUUGCCCGUCUCCAGUAA